Molecule: messenger RNA, 4743 nt
Organism: Serendipita indica DSM 11827
Lineage: Eukaryota; Fungi; Basidiomycota; Agaricomycetes; Sebacinales; Serendipitaceae
Source: the annotation of a GenBank genome assembly
AUGAGCUGUCCUGCAACUGGCCAAACCUUUGCUGGGUAUGGCCCACGAGGAUGUGCCUUCUUGGGCUCCUUGGAAGCAUCUGGAUCGCAAACCCUAUAUGGAUCGUCCCCAGGUACUCGUGGUGCUGAAGUGGCGCUGGAAAAGGAGCGAAAGACUAUCUGCCAGGUUCUCUUACCUACUGCUCCUCCUAAAGAGAUCACAAAGAAUAUGGCGAACGCGGACUCACUGAAUCCCUCUGAAGCCGAUAUCCUCGCAGUCGCUCUUGGAGCACCCGCUCGGCGCGUUCUAGAGAGAGCUGAUGCAUUGGGACCUGUGACUGGGUGGCGCGACGGAUGGCUAUCGACAAAGCAUGGAUUUUGUCCCCCAGAUCCAAAUGCGGCACCCGCUGCGCUCGCACUCUCACCUGGAAGGGUAUGGAGUGACAUUUGUUCUCGAAUGCCAGGUCUAAUCGCACGAGGCCGCAUUCGUGAGGCUAUUCUCGAGCUACCUCUCAUCGACGGGUCCGAAGCCACUAUUCCAGACGCAGCACUAUGGGCCGCAGUCGUCUGCUUGGGAAUCCUCGCCUCUAUCUGGCGCUAUGAGGAGCGCAACGAUGGCCACGAAGGAAUCGUCAAAGGUGUCCGCAAGGAGCAGUUGACAAACUCCCAUGGAGAACCAGACGAGGAACCAGAAACAAUUGGUAUACCUCGUAACAUUGUCAUCCCAUUUCGGCAAGUAUGCACGAGACUGGGUCGUCCUCUCCCGUACCUCUCCCAAUCCGACGUCUCGCUUCACAACUACAAGAUUCGAGACCCAACUUCGAUAUAUCCAUAUCUUCCUCGUGCAGAGAACAUGGACUUGCGCUGGCCCAUAUUCAAGGAUCGCGGUGAAGCCAUGUUCUUGCUUUGCAUGGCUGAAGUUCACGGCCUAUUCAUUCCUGGACCGGACCUAAUUGCUCGGUGUCAAGAACGGGUGAUGGAGAAGGACAAUGACGGCCUCUUGGUCGAGUUGAUCAAACUAAAGGAGAUCAUCGACCAGCUCUCAUACGUAUUUCACAAGAUUUCCGUCAAUCCUCACUCUGGUGAAAACUUUGCACCACCGGCUUCAUGGGGUCAAGGAUACGCAAAAUUCUCAGCACCUUUAUCUAAGCGCGUUCCUGCGCUUUCUGGGCUAUUCUUGCCCGUUUUCCAAUGCAUGGAUGCAUUCCUUAUGCGGACGAAUUUCAAGUCGUUCCUCGGAAUCGAGUCGAUUCACCUAAGAGCAUGGAUGCCACUCAACAUUCGCGCUUUUCUUGCUGCGAUUGAGAAUCACUAUCCAGUCGUACCUUAUAUUCAGAAAAGUGGGGAUCCACGAUUAAUUGGCGUCCUGGAUGCUAUAGUAGAGAGUUACGCGGGAGAGAAGGGAUUCAUGGGUACCCAUCGAUACAAAGUCUAUGGCUUUUUGGAGAUCGUCGCGAAAACAGGCAGAGUCGAGACAAAUGGAGGUGCAGGAUCGUCUGAUACUGUCGGCCGUCCUUGGCAAACCGUUCAUAAGACGCUCGCCGAUUCGAUGAAGGAGCGGCUCGAACCAUACCGUGGUGCGGAAUCCCUUGACGUUCAGCCGCAAGAAAUGAGAGGUACCUAUGACGAAUGUCGCUUCCUUGCCAAGAUUGUCAAACGCACGUCCAUCGACGACGACCCGCAUCGCUCGACAGGCCAAGUCACUUUUGAUCUCGAAAAUGUUGGCUUGACGUUUAUCCCUGGCGACCGACUUGCAGUGAUGCCCUUAAACUCUUGGUCAGAUGUCGAGAAAGUGGUCGGUGCACUUGGUCUGAUCGAUUUCCUGGACGUAACCGUCCCACUGGAUGCCCCCACUGCGUCCAAGUGGAAGCGAUACGCACGACAUGAAGCCGAUGUCAAAAAGCUCGACUCGAGAUUUGAGCGCUCUCUCACUGUUCGGGAUAUUCUUCGUAAAGGCAAGCUCGCCCCGUUGACAAAGGAGACUGUAGUCAUGAUACACUCUAUGGUGCAAGUUUCAUCCGCAACUUUGCAAGUCCUCGGCUCAGAGACUUGGCCGGUCGUCGGUUCGCUGGGUGAUCUCCUUAUGGCUGCCUUGGGCGAUGUACCUGCAAAUGUUUGGGAUCAAGCAUUCCCUCUCGACAAUCUAUCAUGGCUUCCAGCACUUAUUCCACCCGAAGUGCCACGUACAUAUUCGAUAUCAUGCUUUCCAUUCGACCUCCUCCCAAAGUCAGUUGAUCUUACCGUUACACGAGCGGAACACCCAGUCUCUCCCUUCCUACUUUUCGACGGUCAACCAAAUUCGCGUCCAGGCGUCUGCUCGGGGUUCCUCAACCCAGACCCUACUGUCGACGGGUCUCCACGGCAUCCUCUGACUGCUGGUAAGGAGUCAACCGAGACGGUCCUCAUUGGAAUCUCUCGACCGCUCAACUUCCAACUUCCGGUUUCUCCCGCCGCUCCUGUAGCCAUGUUUGCUGCUGGUUCGGGAAUUGCGCCUUUCCGUGGAUUCUGGCAAGCACGGCUCAACAGCGGGGUCAUUGGUCGGAAUAUCUUAUUCCUGGGCGUGCAGUCGAGAAAAAAGUUUCUGUAUAAGCACGAGCUUCGCGACCACGUUCAAUCGGGGAAGCUCGAGCUCCACGUUGCCUUCUCUCGGGACACCGCUGGUCUCGUAUAUGAUCCCGUCUCUCGUGAUCUUGUGGAGAAGACAAUGGAACCCCGAUAUAUCGAUGCCACGAUCAUUGAUCAAGGACCGACGGUGUGCGACCUGAUCAUCUCAACCAAACUCGGGGGCCUAGGCGGUUAUCUAUAUAUUUGCGGGAGCGUGUCUCUCUACGAGACGGUGAUGCGUGGAUUCCGCAAAGCCCUCUAUCAGUUCCGAGCGGUUACUACAGAAGGCGCGGAUGAACUUCUCGCUCAAGCAUUUGCCGAGCGUCGUUGCAUGCUAGACGUUUUCAUGACGCCAAGAGUCAUGAGCGAGAAGGAGCCAUUUAUCCCGUUAUCCGAGCUUUCGAGACACACGGGCCAUAGACAGGGGUCUAGGAUGUGGAUUGGAGUCCACGGCUCUGUUUAUGAUGUAACAGAGUUUCUUCCUAUUCAUCCAGGUGGAACUCUAAUCGUUGCUGGCUCGGCUGGCAUCGACGCAAGCGUAACUUUCGAUGAGGUUGCGCACACAACCAACCCAGAAGUCAUGAGCUUGCUUGGCAAAUAUUUCAUCGGCUACUUAACACCAAAGCCUGCCUUCCGGACCAGAGAACUCAACGACCUCUACGAUGGCUGGGUGGAUUAUUUGCGUACGACAGUGGAGAGCUUGACGACGCUCUCUUUCGAAGUUGAUACGCUCAAAAAAGACUCGAAGCUUUGGUUUUCCGACGGCCUUCUUUCAACUCAUGCGAUCCGAAAACUCUAUCAGCUUCAGUCGAGGUUUCUUACACUCACUGGCUUUCCCGUACUAUUUGGCACCAAAUUGCAGGAGCUCACUCUAACACUCUCCUUUUAUGUCGCCGAUCACGACCAAGAGUCACUUCUGCCUGAUAUCGUUGGGACGAUUACCCAGGCCGGCUCCAGUCCAGCGGCUGUAGCGGCUCGCAAAGAGGUUGCAGAACUGGGAGAGUUUGUGAGCAACUCUGCUACCAGUGCGCCCGCAUUUCAGCAUGGGAUCAUUGCGUACACCCGCAAUAUCUGCGAGUUGGACGUCCGCUUUAUAGAGCAGAUUCGUGAAGAGUUAUGUCAAGGCUAUGAUGUUUUCUUACGGGUCGCCGAGGUCGUCCAGGCCUACCCAAGCAAAGAGAAGCAGGCUCUUUACAAGCUUUCUGUUACAUUGAUCGGCUUUCUCGCAAGGAUUGCCGAGCGAGUCGAGAGCUUCUACACGGAGAUGGCGGCACUCUCGCUGUAUCAGCCGGCCUCGGAAGUCAACCCGGCGCGGGCUCGUUGGAAGUUCAUUCAGCGCCGCAUCAAGGAUGGGUCCUUCUUUAUCCUGUCCCGCGAAAUGUCGCCCUUUAAUCUUGACAACCCCACGGCACAUGCAACUGCCUACGAAAGCAAGAGAAGCAAGCGGCAGACCGUCAGCUUUGACCAUAUCCUAUCUCAAGCAGUCUCGAGCAUGUCGAAGGCGACGCCUGGAACACGAAAUGCUCGCCGUAAUGAAUCCAAAUCUCGUCCCGAACCUCAUCCAAACCAAUCCUAUGCACAAGGCAUCUCAGCUGGUGGUACUCCACCGGUGCCGAGUCGACCUCUUCGCCUCGCCGACACUCACACUGCGCGUGCGGUUGCCUCCAGCAACUCGACCAGCUUUGAGGACGAGAGCAUCGUCAAGGCGGCCAACCGGAUGUCACGCUUUAUGACAGGGAAGAUAAAGGAUCUCCGAAGAUUAUCGAAGAAAUUUGAUAACCUCUCACUUGAACACGCCAUGGCUCGGUAUGGUUCGCCCCUGCAAAACGAAGAGGACUACUCUUCGGAAAGUGGCUCGUCGGCCAGCUCUUUGCUCGAGACUCCAAGGCCGAUUCGCGACCAUCAACGCUCAGGGACUCGUCAUACCGCAGUAGAACAGCUUGUAGGGAGUCAAGGCAGUGGUGAUGGAGUAGCUUCAAGAUUUCGGGUACAAGGAUCCUCGGGUGGAUCCGAAUCUGGCCGCACUGAGAGGAGCGCGAGGACCCUGAUGAGUCGCAGUGACCUUCAAGCGGCUACGUUUACCAGAAAGCUCUCGGUUUUGCAAUCGACUGCCGGAUCCUCUGGUCGUUCUCGGGACUCACCAAAGCCUAGUCAUUGGUAG